Molecule: messenger RNA, 366 nt
Organism: Botrytis porri
Lineage: Eukaryota; Fungi; Ascomycota; Leotiomycetes; Helotiales; Sclerotiniaceae
Exons: 2
Coding region: 1-366 (121 amino acids)
Molecular function (GO): hydrolase activity
Source: RefSeq, a predicted model, not a curated record
AUGUUGACCCCUUCUACCUCGUCGCUUGUGCUGCUCCUGCCAGCUAGCUCUGGCGACCGCUCGUGUGCUCUUGACAACAGCACUGCAUGUGCUCCAGUCCAUUUGAUCAUCGCUCGUGGAACCACUGAGGGCUACCCCGGGACUCUCGAGAGCUUGAUCGGGUUGAUUAUGGAUGCCAAUCCAGGAACUGAUUACGAAAGUGUUAUCUAUCCUGCUACGGACGAGACUUCCACAAACAGCUAUGCUGAAGGGCUUGUGGCUGCUAAGGACCAGUUUACUGCUUAUGCAGAGUCAUGUGAAGAUUCGAAAAUUAUCUUCCUAGCCUACUCUCAAAUGCGUUGUCUUUCCAUGAGAUGUCGCAUCUAG